CCGGUGACGCUGGAGCAGCCAAGACGAGCCGCCGCCGGUUCCCUCCUCUCACUGCGCUCGGCUGGCUGCGCUCGGCACGUCGUCUUCAGCCGGAGACCCAGCGACACAGAGGGAGUGGAGGAGGCGAGCGAGCCGCGGAUCUGUGGGUGUAAGGAGAGGAGAGAAGCUGUCACUGCUGCGACCAGGAGCCGCUCCAUACGACUGUCCAGUUGACAAGAAGAAAGAUGAGAAUGUCCACAUGCCCCCUGCAGUGGAAAAUACCCUCUCACUAGGGACAGACGUUCACAGACAAGCUGAAAGGUGAGUGAAGGAAGUGGGACCAUUGGACGGAGAUGAUGUCCAUGCAAAUGAGUGAGGCGGACAGUAUGGUGAAGGUGGCUGAGUGGCAGCAGACCUACUACGCCUCAGACUCUGGCAUCCAAUCAGCAGCCACCACAGUGCGGGAUGACGAGAGCAGCACCGAUUACAGUGGCAGUAAGAAGUACGGCGGCAGCACUACCACUGCUCCCGCUGCUGCCUCUGCUGGAGGGGGAGGGGACACAGCAGCCUGUGGACUAGAGAGUCCCGCAGAUUUAGAAGCUCAGUACUCUCUAACGCGGGCUCAGCGCGUCAGGGCUGCGAUGUUCCCAGAGACUCUGGUGGAGGGAGAGGCGGCCAUGCCCACCCAGCCAGAUCCAUCACAGCAGAGCAAUGUACAACGACUGGCUGAGCCGUCCCAGCUGCUAAAGACAGCUAUUGUCCACCUGAUAAACUACCAGGAUGAUGCUGAACUGGCAACCAGGGCGGUGCCGGAGCUCACCAAGCUGCUGGCAGAUGAGGAUCCGGUUGUGGUGAACAAGGCGGCCAUGAUAGUCAAUCAGCUGACCCGAAAGGAGGCAAGUCGGAGGGUGCUGGUGCAGUCUCCGACCAUGGUGGGUGCAGUGGUGCGUGCCAUGACUACAGCAGUUGACAUGGAGACGGCCCGUUGUGCAGCCAGUGUGCUCCACAGCUUGUCACACCAGAGGGAGGGCUUGCUGGCCAUAUUUAAGUCUGGAGGGAUACCUGCACUGGUCCGCAUGCUGAGUUCACCAGUGGAAUCAGUCUUGUUUUACGCCAUCACCACCCUCCACAACCUGCUGCUGCACCAAGAAGGUGCCAAGAUGGCGGUGCGUCUCGCCGAUGGCCUGCAGAGGAUGGUUCCCCUAUUGAAAAAGAGCAAUCCCAAGUUUCUGGCCAUCACCACAGACUGCCUGCAGCUCCUGUCCUAUGGCAACCAGGAGAGCAAGCUCAUCAUCCUCGCGAAUGGAGGCCCAGAGGGUCUGGUGUUCAUCAUUAGGAACUACAACUACGAAAAGCUACUGUGGACCACUAGCCGUGUUCUCAAAGUACUGUCUGUGUGUCCCAGCAACAAGCCAGCUAUAGUGGAGGCUGGUGGUAUGCAAGCUUUGGGCCAACACCUUACGGGUUCAAGUCAGCGUCUGAUCCAGAACUGUCUGUGGACACUCCGCAACCUGUCCGAUGCUGCAACCAAACAGGAGGGGUUAGAUGGUCUGCUGCAGAUACUGGUCGCCCAGCUGGGCUCAGACGAUGUCAACAUGUUGACCUGUGCGACUGGCAUCCUGUCCAACCUGACCUGUAAUAACUCAUACAACAAGACUCUGGUGACUCAAUGUGGCGGUGUGGAAGCACUGAUCCAUGCUGUGCUUCGGGCCGGGGAGAAGGAGGACGUUGCUGAGCCUGCGGUCUGUGCCCUGCGUCACCUCACCUCCCGACACCAAGAUGCAGAGCUGGCCCAGAAUGCUGUGCGCCUCCACUACGGUAUCCCUGCUGUCGUCAAGCUGUUGGGGCAGCCGCACUACUGGCCUGUAGUAAAGGCCACAGUUGGUCUGAUCCGGAACCUGGCGCUGUGCCCGGCCAAUCAGGCGCCGCUAAGGGAGGCAGGUGCUAUUCCUCGAUUGGUCAACCUGCUGCUGAAGGCUCACCAGGACACGCAGAGACAUGCCUCAGCCUCACAGCAGACUUACCAGGAUGGUGUUCGCAUGGAGGAAAUUGUCGAGGGCUGCACAGGAGCACUACACAUUCUGGCGAGAGACCCAAUCAACAGAGGAGAGAUCGCCAGCAUGCAGACCAUACCACUGUUUGUACAGCUGCUCUACUCCUAUGUGGAGAACGUGAAGCGAGUGUCUGCAGGCGUCCUGUGUGAGCUGGCCCUGGACAAACAGUCUGCAGAGCUCAUCGACGCAGAGGGAGCGUCAGCACCACUCAUGGAGCUGCUGCACUCCAGCAACGAGGGGAUAGCCACCUAUGCUGCAGCAGUGCUGUUCCGAAUUUCAGAGGACAAGAGUUCAGACUACAGGAAGAGAGUGUCAGUCGAGCUAACUCACUCGCUCUUCAAACACGACCCUUCUGCAUGGGAGAUGGCCCAUACUGCACUUCCUUUGGAGCCUACUUACCUCGCUGAUGAACUAGACGGCUCUUACCCUCCCUAUGGCUACACUGAUCUGCCUCUGGACACCCUGCCACUAGACCCUGACCUCCGUGAGUCCUAUAUCCCAGACAUGACGUACGACCCAAGACAGGCCUACCCGGAACCACUCUAACAGGAGAAUCAAUCAAACAAGCUAAAAGAGAAAGAGAGAAUGAACAAAGACUCAAAAAAAAGGAUGGAUGAUGGAGACUGGAGGUUUUAAUAACAAAGGGAAUCAGGUGGACAAACUCUCUAUUGGACAAUCAAGAACUGCUCCUUUCAAAAAAAGUUUGCUGUCUCUGUAAAUGGAAAAUAAUGUAACUUUGUUAUAAUGUUUUACUGAGGGGUGAGAGUGGGGUUGUUUGAAGUGUUGAGGCAUUGUUACACGGGUAACGUUUUUUCAAGCAAUCAGUUAAGGCAAGCAUGACUUGUACUUCAUGACUCAUGACUACCAAAUGUGUCAUAGAUAUACAGGCACUUCCCCAUAUGUGGGCACACGCCUAUUAGUCAAUGAGAAGCUAAACACAAUUCAUCACUAAAAAGGAUUUACAUCUCUGAGAGUUUUUCUAGAAAACACUUGACAUUCAACAAGAUUAGAACUCAUGUCCUAUUGCUACCAAAUGCUACCCGUGUAUCUGAGUCUUAAGUUGCUGUCUUUUCGAUGUCUCCUCUGUCUAUUUGAACAGUGCACAUGUCCCAGGGUGUCCAUGUGUGGUCGUUGCAUGGUAAUAUAUUGUGAACUCAUUGAAAUAUUCCUUACCUUUACCUAUUAAGAAAAAAGUGACCCCUGGAUUUUAUUAAGUAUUUCAAUUAUGCCAACCUAAAACAACCUUAGCCCAGAACUGGACCACCAGUCCCACCUUGUCCGAGCCUCACUUUCACUGAGCGUUAUCUAUUUUGUCAGAAUGUCUGACAAACAGUUGGACCCAAUCUCACUAUACAGUUGGACCCACAGCUCUCUGAUCACGUAGUAGACAUCUUUGUGGGUGCCAUGGACUAAUGACUUGUGUAUUAGAGCUGUGCCGAUAAUAGAAACCUGUCAAUAAGUAUGUGUCAAAGGAAAGAUGGAAGUCACUGGUUCCAGUCAACAACAGCAGCCGUAGCCUGCAAUGAUAAUAAAGCACAACUGCAAUGUCUUAUUAAUUCCUGUGGCAAUCUACCACAGCGAUACUGUUCUUGAAUUUGAACGUCAUUAAAGUAAAGACAUUUCACAUUGCUAUAAUUUCCUUUCAUGUGUGCAUUUACAACUGAAUGAAAACUUAUUUAAAGGGCAGACAUUUAUUUUUUUGUCUUUGAUAAGAAAAUCAAUUGUUUUUCACUGUGAUGUGAAAUCUCCGUACCACAUUACACAGCCGGCCCACAUUUCGUCAAGAGUUUUUCAUUGUCAAAACUCUUGACGUGCUUUCAUUAAUAUACAAAUGGUUAACUACAUGUCCUUUGGAGAAAUAUUUUCAUAGAAUUCUGACAAAGUAAGUGCAUACAUGCAAAGGAAAUACAAAUAAUUAUGUUUAUUGUAUCUUCCAUUGUAUCUCACCCAUCACCACAGUAAAGGUUAUUAUUCUGUUGAUCCUG
Messenger RNA from Scophthalmus maximus (turbot), 4018 nucleotides. It is a transcript of the gene jupb, whose product is annotated as junction plakoglobin b. Bases 333 to 2579 code for a protein of 748 amino acids. The record is from RefSeq and is a predicted model, not a curated record. The transcript is spliced from 18 exons. Gene Ontology annotation, cellular component: adherens junction; catenin complex. Gene Ontology annotation, molecular function: cadherin binding; protein phosphatase binding; alpha-catenin binding. NCBI's taxonomy places the organism in Eukaryota, Metazoa, Chordata, Actinopteri, Pleuronectiformes, Scophthalmidae. Gene Ontology annotation, biological process: cell adhesion; positive regulation of transcription by RNA polymerase II.